Molecule: messenger RNA, 1830 nt
Organism: Aspergillus puulaauensis
Lineage: Eukaryota; Fungi; Ascomycota; Eurotiomycetes; Eurotiales; Aspergillaceae
Exons: 6
Coding region: 1-1830 (609 amino acids)
Biological process (GO): proteasome-mediated ubiquitin-dependent protein catabolic process
Cellular component (GO): GID complex
Molecular function (GO): protein binding
Source: RefSeq, a predicted model, not a curated record
AUGCGACCAGAUGGAAUAUCGACUACGAAUAACUAUUCCCAGUUGGGCAAGGGAGGGGCGGCCUCGCCUGCUCAGAAGGCUGCCCUCACUCGCACUCUGAACGGGCAGUCGUCACAUUCUAGUUCGAAUGGAGACUCAAGGACGGACGAUUUCCAGAAAUCUUCAAAAACAUCGAAAUACUUCAAUCAUGACCGAGAAGAAGUGACGAGGAUUCUCAUUCAGAGUCUCUAUGAACUUGGUUAUAGUGGUUCGGCGGCUUUGCUGAGCUCGGAAAGCGGCUACCAACUAGAGAGCCCCGCGGUGGCUAUCUUCAGGAAUGCAAUACUCGGAGGACGGUGGGCUGAGGCGGAGCGCAUCUUGGUACAAUCGUUUCAAGCGUCCGAGCAGGGACAAACCGAGGAUGAAGCGACGAGCAAGGAAAAGUUGGCUCUGGUGGAGAAUGCUGAUAAGCGUGAAAUGCUUUUCUAUCUGCGGCAGCAAAAGUUCCUCGAACUGCUGGAAGAACGAGCUCUCGCAGGGGCGUUGAUUGUUCUUCGACAGGAACUGACUCCUUUGGACUACGACAUCGGACGCCUACACGCUCUGUCCAGUCUUCUCAUGUGCCCUCCAGAACACCUUCAUGAUCAAGCCGGCUGGGAUAGUUCCGUUGGCUUCUCCAGGGAGCGACUGCUGUCAGAACUGUCAAAAUUCAUAUCCCCGUCGGUCAUGAUCCCGGAUAAUCGACUGGCCACCUUGUUGGACCAUGUUAAACAGAAUCAGAUCAACCAUUGCCUAUAUCACAAUACCGCACAAUCGCCAUCUCUCUAUUCAGAUCAUAUGUGCGACCGUAACGAUUUCCCUCUUAGCGCGAAACGCGAGCUGAAUCAACAUUCUGAUGAGGUCUGGCACUGUCAAUUCUCUCAUGAUGGUACGAAAUUAGUCACGGCAGGCCGGGACAAGAGUGUGAUUAUUUACGACACGAGUACAUUCUCCGUUCUUUAUAAGCUUUUGGGACACGAAUCUGGGGUCGCUCAUGCCGUUUGGAGCCCGGAUGACAGCAAGUUAAUCACCUGCUCGCAGGACAAGACAGCUCGCGUAUGGAGCAUGGAGACUGGGAGAUGCCUCCUGACUAUCAACCACCACCGACAACCGGUAACCGCGGCCGUCUGGGCCCCUGAUGGGGAAUCAUUCGUAACUGCGUCUCUUGACAAGAGCUCCCAGUUGUGCCACUGGAGCAUCCGCGGCCAGCCCCAGUACAUGUGGCCCAACGGUUUUCGCGUUCAAGAUUGUGCGUUAACACCUGAUGGCCGACGCCUGAUUGCUGUGGAUGUGGAGAGUAAGAUCCGCGUCUUCAAUUUCCAUACCCACGAGCAGGAAUACAGCCUUCCACUUAAGAGCAAGGCGACGUCUGUUGCUGUCAGCAGCGAUUCGCGCUACAUGCUCGUAAACCUUACCAUAUGCGAGAUUCAACUGAUCGACAUUGAAACUUCAGAGGUCCUCCGCUGUUUCCAAGGCCAAAAACAGAGCACCUAUAUUAUUCGGAGUACAUUUGGAGGAGCUGCCGAGAAUUUCGUUGUCAGCGGCAGUGAAGAUUCUCGGAUUUAUGUAUGGCAUAAGGAGAAUGGGUCACUUGUUGAGACACUCGAAGGACAUAUUGAGGGGUGUGUAAAUGCGAUCUCAUGGAAUCCUGCUGAUCCCGGCAUGUUUGCUUCCGCAGGAGAUGACUGCUUGGUUAAAAUCUGGAGUCGAGAGCGCGAUGUACAUCCCAGCAGUACUCCGGGGAAACGCCGAGCGGUGACAGGGAACGGGUAUGCUCGAACAAGCGCAUUACGUUCAACAUCAAGCUUCUGA